Messenger RNA from Trypanosoma grayi, 363 nucleotides. Its product is annotated as glutathione-S-transferase/glutaredoxin. The transcript has a single exon. The record is from RefSeq and is a predicted model, not a curated record. Lineage: Eukaryota; Euglenozoa; Kinetoplastea; Trypanosomatida; Trypanosomatidae. Bases 1 to 363 code for a protein of 120 amino acids.
AUGUUUGGCAGGGGAACGUUGGGACGAAAACUCCUCUACUCAACAGGAGUGGUUGGUUCCUUGGCUCUGGGUGGUGGCUACGUCACUUAUCAACGACGCCUAAAGGAGAACCGCAGCUGCACAGCAGAGGAGUUCAACGCGAAGCAAAACCAGGAGGAGCUUCAAUGGGCUCUUUCACAUAUCCGAAAUGUGAAGGAGCACCCUCACACUCUUUUGUAUCGUUACUCCACGUGCCCAUUUUGUGGAACGGUGAAGGCAUUCCUCGAUUAUCACAANCCCUCACACUCUUUUGUAUCGUUACUCCACGUGCCCAUUUUGUGGAACGGUGAAGGCAUUCCUCGAUUAUCACAAUAUCCCUCAUGA